Messenger RNA from Chinchilla lanigera (long-tailed chinchilla), 9172 nucleotides. It is a transcript of the gene Nox4, whose product is annotated as NADPH oxidase 4. The record is from RefSeq and is a predicted model, not a curated record. Gene Ontology annotation, biological process: superoxide anion generation; defense response. Gene Ontology annotation, cellular component: plasma membrane; NADPH oxidase complex. NCBI's taxonomy places the organism in Eukaryota, Metazoa, Chordata, Mammalia, Rodentia, Chinchillidae. Gene Ontology annotation, molecular function: superoxide-generating NAD(P)H oxidase activity.
UCCGGCUCCGAUCUCUGCCCCGGGCUCUCCAAGUGGAAUUCUUUCGGGGGAUCGACCGGCGCAAACCUCGGCGUGCGCGCGUGUGUGCGCGGGGGACCCGCCCUCGCCCCGCAGGCCCCGCCGCGUCCCCGCGCGGCGCGCAGCGCGGCAUGGCCGUGUCCCGGAGGAGCUGGCUGGCCAACGAGGGCGCGAAGCACCUCUGCCUGCUCAUUUGGCUCUCCCUGAAUGCCCUACUUUUUUGGAAAACCUUCCUGCUGUACAAUCAAGGGCCAGAGUAUCACUACCUCCACCAGAUGUUGGGCCUAGGAUUGUGUCUAAGCAGAGCCUCUGCAGCUGUCCUUAACCUCAACUGCAGCCUUAUCCUUUUACCCAUGUGCCGAACACUUCUGGCGUUUCUUCGAGGAUCUCAGAAGGUUCCAAGCAGGAGAACAAGAAGAUUGCUGGAUAAAAGCCGAGCAUUCCAUAUGACCUGCGGUGUUACUAUCUGUAUUUUCUCAGGGGUGCACGUAGCUGCCCAUCUGGUGAACGCGCUCAGGUUCUCCGUGAACUACAGCGAUGAUUUUGUGGAACUGAACGCAGCGAGAUACCGACACGAGGAUCCUAGAAAACUUCUUUUCACAACCGUGCCCGGCCUGACAGGAGUCUGCUUGGUAGUGGUGCUAUUCCUAAUGACUACAGCCUCCACAUACGCAAUAAGAGUUUCCAAUUAUGAUAUCUUCUGGUAUACUCAUAACCUCUUCUUUGUCUUCUACAUGCUGCUGAUGUUGCAUGUUUCCGGAGGGCUGCUGAAGUAUCAAACCAAUUUAGAUACUCACCCUCCCGGCUGCGUCUUUCUUAACCAAACCCGCUCUCAGGAUGUUUCCGUACCAGAGCUUCUCUCAGAACACUUUCACGAACCUUUCCCUGGAGGAUUUCCAAACCCAGAGAAGCUUAACCAAAGCACGUUUGUGAAGAUUUGUGUGGAAGAACCCAGAUUUCAAGCUAAUUUUCCACAGACUUGGCUUUGGAUUUCUGGACCUUUGUGCCUGUACUGUGCCGAAAGACUUUACAGGUGCAUCCGGGGCAAUAAGCCAGUCACCAUCAUCUCAGUCAUUAGUCAUCCAGCAGAUGUCAUGGAAAUCCGAAUGGUCAAAGAAAACUUUAAAGCAAGACCUGGCCAGUACAUUAUUCUACAUUGUCCCAGUGUAUCUGCAUUGGAAAACCAUCCAUUCACCCUCACAAUGUGUCCUUCUGAAACCAAAGCAACAUUUGGGGUCCAUCUUAAAAUAGUAGGAGACUGGACAGAACGAUUCCGAGAUAUGCUGUUGCCUCCAUCUAGUCAAGACUCUGAGAUUCUGCCCUUCAUUCAAUCUAGAAAUUAUCCCAAGCUAUACAUCGAUGGCCCAUUUGGAAGUCCAUUUGAGGAAUCACUCAACUACGAGAUCAGCCUCUGUGUGGCCGGAGGCAUUGGAGUAACUCCAUUUGCAUCCAUACUUAACACCCUGCUAGAUGACUGGAAACCAUACAAGCUUAGAAGACUGUACUUUAUUUGGGUGUGUAGAGACAUCCAAUCCUUCCAUUGGUUUGCAGACUUACUCUGUAUGUUGUAUAACAAGUUUUGGCAAGAGAACAGACCUGACUAUGUCAAUAUCCAGCUGUACCUUAGUCAAACAGAUGGGAUACAGAACAUAAUUGGAGAAAAAUACCAUGCAUUGAAUUCAAGACUCUAUAUUGGACGUCCUCAAUGGAGACUUCUUUUUGAUGAAAUAGCAAAAUGUAACAGAGGGAAAACAGUUGGUGUUUUCUGCUGUGGACCAAAUUCAAUUUCCAAGACUCUUCAUAAACUGAGUAACCAGAGCAACUCAUAUGGGACAAAAUUUGAAUACAAUAAAGAAUCUUUCAGCUGAAAACUUCUGAGUUGAACCAACACAUUAAAGAAAGAAUGAGUGCUGUUUUUAAGACUUGAACUCAACUGAAUCAAACACUUGUUUUGUGCCAAAGAAUAGAAAGGUUUUCUUAUUUAUGAUUAUUUAAAUUGAAAAUGCAGAGAAUGUGGUAAGAUGACAGGUCACAUUACAUGUUUAAUCUAGAACCAAAGAGGCCCCAAAGAGUAUUUGAUGUGUUGAUUCAGUUCUUGAUGAUCAAAUUAAAAGACCAUAAUUAGAUACACACUGUUGAUUUUUAUGGUAGAUUCAACAUUCCCUAGUGAGGAGUCAACUAGCUUACUCUGAAGAUGAUAGCUGUCGUCCUCUCUAAAUUGUUUUUGGUUGAACAAAUACAAGAUUGAACAAAAUUAAAUAUUCUUUGAAUAUCAGAUUAUAUUUUCAACAUUGUAUAUGAGCAUAGUAGCUUUAAUUUUGAAAUGCUGCAGGAAAAUAUAUUCAAUGUUUGAAAAUGCAGUACACAGCUCUGUAUUGAUACGGGUACUUGUGCUGAUAUCUAACUUCCUCACUACUGAUACUAAUACCUCCACUUGAGAUCUAUGGUUGAAUCUUCUGUAGAUAUUGAUAUAGUAUGUGCUUUUAUAUUUUUCUUUCUUUCCUCUCUUUAGGGAAACCUGCCUUCCCUUAGCAUGAGUCAGACAGACACAAUGAUUUAAUAAGUCUUUUUUAUCUCCAAUUUACAUAACCUAUUAUUAUAACAUAGUAAUUAAAAUAUCAUUACUAUAAAUUAUAAAGUGUUACAUAUAUGUCAUUUAUAAAUAAGUAAUUGGCAUGUAUAUGCUAAUGACUUACUUACUUUUUUAGCAUAUUGGCUUCAGUUUUUCAUGUUUUUCCCCCAAGAUAUAAUUUGUCUUAGUUUUGAAGCACUUGAAGUGUUCCUUAUAAUUUGCACUUUUAGACCAAAGAGCAGCAUAUCUGUGACCAGGCACUGAAGUACAAGCUCUCCUCUGGGUCACACAGGGAUUUAUUGUGGAGACACUGAAAGUACAGUCAUGUUCCUGAAUAGGCAACUGCUACUUUAUUUUCAACAAACACAGAAAUACUUUAUUGAUUGUUCAAAUUAAUCUUAGAAUAAGUCAUGUUUCUGUAGCACUAUCUGGUAUCUUGGAACAUUACUCGGCUUAAUGUUAUCACUGGGACUAUGCUGUGUGAUUCUGUGAUGUUAGGGUCCUUGACUACUAUAGUCUUUGUUCAGAGGAAAAAGCAAGUCCAUUUUUCUACCUUAAAAAUUAAGGCAUUUAUUCAAUUUAUUGAUUGAUUUUGUUUAGUAUACACCUAUGAAUUGCAAUCAAAUAUAACAUAUUGCUGAAAUCAGCAGUCUGAUUUGCCUUGCCUUUGUUAAACUCUUGCGUACAACGUGGCAUGAUAAGUGCUACUGUCAUUCUCUGUUUAACUCACCAGUAGCAAUCAAGCAUGCUGAACCAUCUAGCUUUGACUGGCCAUACCAUAUUUGUUUGCCGAUAUUUCUUCUUUUCCUUGGAGUUCUUUCUUUUCCCUUCUGUUGAAAGAAAGUCAGAAAAAAAUGAUGGGAACUGUGCAGUGCUCUGGCAGAUUUAGCCAGUGCACCUUGGUUAUACUUUCUAGUUGAAAAAGAAUUUUCUUGAAGGCAGCAUAGCAGAAAUAACUAGUGAAAAGAAAUUUAAAUUAUUCUAGCUUGAUGUGCAAUACUGACAUUUUAGUAAUAAUAUGUUAUUUAAGUAAUUAUAUUAAAGCAUCUAAUCUCAGUAAGACAAGUUUUCUGAAAGAAAGCUGGUAUUUCCGAGUAGGUCUGCCAUGCUAGAUGAACAUCCUUUCCCAUUCUACAUUCCAGUAGAGAUUCAAAUGUAAAGUGUUAAACUUAGUUAAUUUUUGUUGCUAUGGAUGGGAAUGAAAUUAAAUCUUCAUCACACACAUGUUAGAGAACUUUGCAUUGUUUUGAGGGAUUUCAUGGGAAUAAUUCUUGUCUUAAAAGUCUAAGUGACUCAUUUUAGUGGCAAUAAAUAUUAAAAUUGAAAUGGUGUCUGUAAACUUCUUAGAAACUCACUUUGCCUUCGCAACAAAUAAAGCAGCAGCAUCUGUUCACGAGAGAGUGCAAGCUUAAGAAACACAAUCUAUUUGUCUGGAAUUAGCAUUCAAAUAAACAUUAGCAUGAUAAAUUCAGGAAUUUGGGUUCUGGUGCUAUUAAUGUCAUGGGCUCAUUGUGUGACUCUGCCAAAUGAAUUCUAAUGCUAAGGUUAAGAUUUCUUAUUUGGACGUUACCUUUUUUGCAUAGUGUGUCUUUUUAAGAACCAUCAACUUGCAUAGGAUGAAACACAACACAUUACUUAUGAGUUUGUGGGGUCCACAGACAGUCAUUAGAACCUCUGGGGAAAAUGACUAUCACUAUCAUCAUUUUAACCCAUCCAUUUCUUUUCUUUUGUAAGAAAAUACCAAAUUUUUAUAUUAUUAUACUAACAAAUUCAUUUUGUGGACAAACAAGUCUCUUUGUCUGUCCCCAGACAAAGAAUUCAGUAUCUUUCAUUAGCUUUUGGUCUUCUUGGAUCUCCUUAUUUAUGCAGGGAGGACUGUGAUUUUACACAUAAAUAAUACUAAAAGACCUUACAUUAUUACACAUAUGUAGGUAAAUAAACAUGUAAUACAUAGUUACACAUAUUUGGAAUUAAGUUUGCUUUUUAAGAAUAGUUUCACACAAAAAUGAAAUGCUUGGUAAUUCUCAUCUAGUGCCUUGAAAAUGUCAGCUGAGUGAUUGUAUUAGUAUAGACAUUUAAAAGUAGGAAUAAAAGCAAUGUAGACAAGGCAUAGGCUAACGUGAUUUAAUUUAUAUAACCAUGUUAUUUAUAAUUUCCCAUAUCAAUCUUUAUUUUGAGUACUUACAGAAGGCGAUGGAUUUAAAUUAUGAUACUCUUCAAGAGGUUUGUUACAGAAUGAAAGAACUUUUGUCAUCUAUAGAUAAUGCAGGUUCUGAAGAGUAAUCUUUAUGUUAAAAGGAGAUACUUUUAACAAAAAGAUUUUUUUAGAUUUUUUUUUUAAGGAUGACUAUACCAGCUGCCCAGUGAUUUUUCUUAACAAACCAAUGGGACAAAUCAUUAAAUUGAUGCUUAUGACAGUUUCUUUUUGCUAUGCUAGCUAGAGGAGUUCCAAAUUCAUUUACAUUACAGAAAUAUAAAAUGCUGAGGUUAGGAGUAUUGUUCUGCAGAGGAAGCUGAUGUCCAAAGAGAGACAGGAACUUGUUUUAAGACAUCUGUCAGGUUUGUAGUAUAGCUAAGACUAGUGCUCAAUGGUUCUCAUCUGUGCUAUUGAAGGACUGUUUCCCCUUCCCCUUGAACUAUAUGUUUAAUAAAUUAUCUAGUCUUGUUAGUUGGUAUCUCUCUGUAAACAAUCCCUAUUUAAUAUUGGGAGGAAGUAAGAUGAUUAAUUUCAGGUGCAGAUGCAGAAAAUUACAUUCUUCCUAAUCUGUCUUCUGAUUCUAAAUUUAUUAGUCUUGUAUUUUGCCUUUUAGAACCUACUUUCAGCUACCGCUUUUAAAUUUAACAAUUUUGCUAUCAAUAUUAGAUUCUCCAGAGCUUUGCACUGGAAAAAUAUAUAGUCGUAAAGUUUCUAGGAAAUGUUAAAUCUAUAGUUUUAACCUAAGUUCAUAGAUGAAAGUUGUAACUUUGCCAGCUUUUAAACUACCGACUAAAAAGGUGGUUCUUUUUUGCAGUACCGGGAAUUGAACUCAUCACCUUGCACUUGCCAAGCAGGCACUUAUGCCACUGAGCUAUAUCCCUACCCCCCAACUGAGAAGUUUAUGCUAACAAAUAAGUAGUUAUAUUUACCUGUUCACGUGACUAUUGCUUGUUUCUUGUCCAGGAGAAAAGAGCAUUUUUAAAACUAGUGAGACAGGAAAUAAUGAAAUCAAGUGUAAUGAGACUGGCCUUUCAUUCCAUCCACCACAGAGCAGUAAGAACACUGUUUCCCUCUGUAGGAGCGUACCAUUCAUUGCCCCAACUUCUUUAUUUUAUUCCAUGCUAUUUUCAAAGGCCAGAGGUGCAAAAGGAAGGCAAAGUUUUCCAGAACAAAGAAGCAGACAUUUUCCAAUAUAUAGGAGAAUCCAUUAAAAGAGAAAAGAGUUAUAUUAUUUACCAGAAGUUAAAUAGUAUUUCUUUAGAAUAGAUAGCAGUAUCUUAAAAACGGGGCUAGGCAGCAUAUUUAAGAGCUGGUAAGUGUAAUAAAAUUUUCAGAGAAGCAAGGUAAUAAAGAGAAAAGAAUCAAAGAAAAAUUAUUCAAUGUAGCAGGACAUACUUACACUUUUCUUUUUUGUGUUGUAAUAUAUUGUAUUGUAACAUGUUUAUUUUUGGAGAAUGGCAGGUCAUAUUGAUGCCUAAGCAGAUAAUCAUGCCUUGUUUUAGUUUUAUUUAUCAGUGAAGUGAAACAUUCACCAGGUUUGUACCUGAACUAACAAAAUCUAUGACAAGACAUAAAAUUGCAUAUAAUCCCUCACUGAGCAUUUUCACUUGUUUUUAUUUUUGUUUUUAAUAUCCUCAAAGAGGCUCAGAUGUGGUAAAACUGUGGUCAUUUGAGAAAUAAAAGAUUGUGGUGCUUUGUUUCCUUUUACAAAGUCUUUCACAUUUUCAUUAGUACUGGAAUUUAAAAGCUUUACUUUGGUCAGAAUCAUCAGGCUUCUUUAAGAAACACAGCUUUGAUGAGCUGCUGUUUGACCUAGAGAAGACCUGAUGUUAAAUGGAGACAAGCACUAGUAAAUACUUUAAUAGAGAUAGCAAUAAAGAAGAGGGCAUCGUGCAUUGCUUCUGUCGCAUAUACUGUUCAUUAAAAUUUUGUCUUUGCAAGGUCAUACUUCACAGCUAUUCUUCCACUCAGGGAACAGAAACCUUCUUAAUAAUGCAGGCAUUAAGAAACAAAUUCGCUCUGUUCUAUCAUAAUGAUGUGUCUGUUCACGUAUAACAGCACAUUCAUUUCAACCUUGUUACCAAUUUGGUAUGAUUAUGUAAUCUAUUUCAGUGGUGAGAAAUCUGUGCAGCACACAAGAUGGGGCCUUUGCUUACCUGCUGAAAAAUACAUUGCAGCCAACAUCGGCUAAGAAGAAAGCAGUGGAAUCUGUUUUCCUCCCCAGUUGUCUUAGAGGAAUGUAAAAUGCUGCACGUAUGUUGGAAUGUGACCGAUGCUAUGUUCUUCAGUACGUGGUUAGAGGUGCGGCCCAUUUGUCCUCCAGGUUCCUGGGGUUUUCUGCUUUAGAGAAUUACCCGUUUCUCAGUCUGCUUGGCAUGUCUAGACUCAGGGGUGCAUGUGCCCCAGAUGCUACUGUACCUUUAUUUAAACAUGAGGAUGAUCUGCUUAUCAGAUGGCAUUCACAAGAAAUUGUCUUCACUAGAUUUUAUUCCCUACUUUUUAGAAUUUAUUUUAAAACCAGUGGCGCAGACUGUAGAAAUUGCUUUAUAAAGUUCAAAUAAUUGACUGCAGUGCUGUUUCACUCUGAAAAUUGGCCAGUGUUGCUAGCAUUUUAGUCAACCCUCCCCAGUGGUUUUUGAGGUAAGUAGCACCCUAGGUGAGGACUCAGGACAUGUGGAGCCUCCAUCCUUGAAAUAUACUGUAGCACUUAUUUAAAAAUACAAAUCAUAUCCACCUCUGGCUUAUUUCUAGGGAUGUAGUGCAGAAGAGUACAGAGGAAGGAACAGAAAGGCUGUGACGAGAGUGAGAUCCUGGGCAAACUUCUGUAGUCAUUUCUUAUUAGCAGUAGAAUAAAGGGCUGUUUUAAGAAAAGAAGACAAGUAUGUUUUUUUUUUUUUCUGUUGUACCUGCAGAUUUACUAUUUACUUUUGUUUUCUGGGCAAGCUGAGAAGUACCUAUGGGCAAAGCAGCAUCACUGUCUUUUUCUGAGAGCUCCCAUAAACAAAGCUGCCUCUUCCCUUUGGUUUAGUACAUGCCUUCUGAAUUCCUCUUAGCUAAUUUUACUUCAGCCCAGUUUUGCUGGAGAUAGUUGUGUUGACUUAUGAAUAUUGAAUUAGUAAUUGUUGGAGGAUGAUAUAAGUUACCUUGCCCAUUUAAGAUACGAUGUAGGAAAAGUACCUGUUUAUGAGACAUUUCACUGAAUUAAAACUAAUUGUAAUAUCUUGGAAAUAAUUCAAUAGGAUUAUUGAAUAAUAGAAAUAAUUCAAUAAAGGAAAAAUGUAUUGCAUUCUAGCUACUUUUUCUUAGAUAGAAAUAAAUUUAUUACUUCUGUUACUGAAGACUCUUCAUGUUAUGUGUUUUAACCAAAGCUCACAUUGUUUUGUAGACUUUUGUAUUUAAAUUGUGUUUGCACAUUGUUUUGGUGGUUUGCAAGAAAUUGCUUGAAUGAAAAUUAAAUUCUAUAAUAAUCUGUAGUAACACCGUCGAACUUUCAUAGCAUUCAGGGGUGGCAGGCUUGCCAGUGAGAGGAAGUGUCAUCCUUCCAUCAGAAUGUGAGAUGUGCAGCAAUGCAGUGUGGCAUUUGAUUCUUAUCUAGUUAAGUGGAAGUGUGAAGUUAUAUAGUGCUGGAGAGGAAGUGCUAAAUCAAGUUCAAUACUUGUAAAAAUUGAAAAAUGCAUUUAUUUUUAUAUGUAUUUUAUUUCUGUAAAGUCACAGUACAUUUGUAGAAAAUCUUUAUUGUUUUAGAAAAUGGCUUAGUGCUUAAAAGGUAGGCAAAGUUAUACCUACAUCUUCUAUUGUAAAUUAAUUAUACACUUUGGGUAGUAAUAAUUAAGAAUUUUCAGUAAGAUUUUGAGGCUAGGAUAGUGUAGUUUUCACCUUAAUGAAAGGCCAAGUGAUCAAACUGGUCAUGCAUGUGAAGACAAUAAAGAAGUAAUGUUUAAGGAAUGUUCCUUUGAACCAUGUUGAGAAUGGCCUUAUUUCUAGGCUUAUCAACUUUCCUUUGUAAUUUGCCUUUCAGCAGUAUAUGUAAUUGAAAUUGUAAGAUUCUGUUCUCCAAAUUUAGCAUGCUGAGUUUGGGAUAUGGGUUUUAAUUUUUGUUUGGUUUUGGUAUUAUUCUCCAUUUCUCAUAACUGAGUCCAUCAAAAUUAAUACUAAAUAUGUAUGCAGUUUUAAAAUGUAAAAAUUGUAUGAUUUUUUGCACAGAAAAUAUGAUAUCCAGUGAGCCUUUCUAUUUGUUAAUAGAAGAUUUUAACUUUAAAUAAAUCUUGGGUACACUGCAUUUAUGCCCAUGUAAUAACUUCUGCAUUUUUUCCAAUGUGUUGUCAUCUCUUUGUUUUGAAAUCUCUGAACGCCCAAAAUGAAAAAGAAUAAAAGAGUAACUCUCA